Molecule: messenger RNA, 838 nt
Organism: Tuber aestivum (summer truffle)
Lineage: Eukaryota; Fungi; Ascomycota; Pezizomycetes; Pezizales; Tuberaceae
Source: the annotation of a GenBank genome assembly
AUGGACCCACCCCGUUGGGAUGACAUGUCUACCCUCGGGUGCGGUUUUUCUAGGCGCUUUCUCCAUGGUCGAGUGGUGAUAUGCGAAUGAGCCGGUCAUCCCGGUUAGACUGUAGGGGAAUAGAACUGUGUUGACGGUUUGCUUUACAAAUUGGUUUAUGGUGGUGACCGUUUUUGCUGUUGUGCGUCGGCGCCUACCCAUCGAGACACACACAAAGCUAAUGAUAUUGUCCAGAAGUACUUUGAUCUCCAAUAUACUUUACCCUCAGCGGUUACUCCACUGCGCAGGCCAGCGUCCGCUUAACGCCCUUCACCAUCGCCACCUCAAUCGGAAGCCUAGAGGCAGGCCUCAUCAUAAAUGCCACUGGAAAAUACUACAUCCUCGGCCAAACCGUCACGCCAACAUCCGUCCAGGGCGUGCUCCCGAUCUGUGCAUUCAGCCUGACAAUCCCGCUCUUUUCACAAUUAUCCAACCUUUUCAUGGCCGGCUCCGGUUACGGCGGAACACUAACUAUCGCUCUGCUAGGACUAAUAUCUCAGCGGACCACAGUGAGCGUGCCGUCAUUACAUCUGCCAACUAUGCAUUCCGUUCCAAAGGUAGCACAAUUGGUAUUACUAUUGGUAGUUCCAUCUUCCGGAAUGUGUUAGUGAGGCAAUUGCGCGUGCAUUUGGGAGUGGGGAGGAGGCGGAUGGGAUUCUCGAGAGGCUGGGGGAGAGGUUCGAUGAAUUUGACGGGUUGUUCGAGGUAUGGAAGGUGCGGAGGGGGUAAGAAAUAUGGGUGGAGAGCGGGACAGAGUGAGAAGGCUGAAGCGGGUGGAAGCCAAGGAGAGAGGUCAUGA